Serpula lacrymans var. lacrymans S7.9 is the source of this 1668-nucleotide messenger RNA. RefSeq lists its product as uncharacterized. Gene Ontology annotation, cellular component: intracellular membrane-bounded organelle. Bases 1 to 1668 code for a protein of 555 amino acids. NCBI's taxonomy places the organism in Eukaryota, Fungi, Basidiomycota, Agaricomycetes, Boletales, Serpulaceae. The record is from RefSeq and is a predicted model, not a curated record. Gene Ontology annotation, molecular function: phosphatidylinositol binding. The transcript has 3 exons.
AUGGCGACCGCCAUUAGGCCAUCGUUCCGCCAAAGACAUGCAGCACCAGCGCCAUCCAUAUCGUCCCGGGUAAAUACUUUAAAGCAGCAGUUGCCAAUAUCAUUAGCCAAACGUCUUCUCUUUCCCCACCUUCCAGAUGGUGCCGAACCUCCUCCCUUGUUUGCUUCGCCGUCCUGCUCAAAGGAACUCAACGACGAAGUCUAUGACCUUAUUGCUUUGGCACUGCGCGCUUAUGUCAACACUUGGUGGUCGAAAAUCUCUCGUUACGACAAAGAGGUACUUCCACAAAUAACGCACAUCCUCACCUUCGUUUUGCGCGAACUGGAAACACGUAUCUUGGCUGCAGAUUUGUCAGCAGUGGUUUUUCUUUACGCUCCAUGUCUCAUAACGCAGCACUAUCGUGAUUAUCGGAAUGCAAAAUCCAAACUAUCCACUUCAUAUGCGACAGGAGGUGCUGCCUCACUUUCUACCAUAUUUCACCAUCUUCAGCCACAUAUAGCCAUCUCGGAGGACGGACAAAUAAAUGAGGAAUAUUAUCGCCAGCUGUUCAAUCAUGUAUUAAGAUUCAGUCUACCUUCUGAGGACUAUGCUCCCGAUGUUGAGCGUUUUAUCAUACGCGAGAUCAUUCUGAAGGUCUUGCUGAAGGACACCAUUCCCAAGAUUUCGCAGCCUUGGUUCAUCCAGAAAACAAUUCUGGAUUUCUUGGACACGCCUCCAGACAUAAAGAGUAUUCCAAACAUUUCACAAAAGACCUCGUCACCAUCGCCGUCUUUUUCCUUUCAUGCUCUACUUAUCAUAUUUCUUUCUGCUGUUCAAUCCAUAUCAGGGCUCUGUCUGACGCUCACCCAUGCUUACAAACAAGCAUUCGACACAAUUAAACGCGUUAAUGAAACCUCGUACCUCCCCAUCAAUGGUCGUGCACAGCCCGCCCCCCAUUCACCACCUAAAAAACCUACAUCAUCUUCAGAAGAUAUAGAGCCACCGACACCUUCCUCAUUGUCUUCGUUAUCAAAUCCUACUCACGAAUCCCAUCACGAAUCCGGUCAUGAAUCAGACCUAUCUGAAGAAUCCCCGCCGCACUUAGCAGACCAAUGUCUUACUGUGGUCUUUGAAGUUUUCUCUGUGCGAUGUCGAUUUGCCUCUAGCGCUCUUGCGCAUUAUAUUUCCCUGCUCUCUUUCAUAUUCGCGUCCUUUCUUAACCGCCUCCUAUCUUACCUUCUCUACACGCAAGUGCUGUCUUCCUCGUCAAUACUCUCCGUACUCCGUCUUUCCAAACGCACACUCUUCCCUUACGGCUAUCCAGGACCUCCGCCUGUUGAUCCCACGCCAGAAGAGCAAAUUGUCAUCCGUCAGCGUUUGCUCGAGCGCCUUGGAGGGCGUAUGCCUCCUCUUAUAUCUCGACUAGUUCUUGGACCCUCACCUCUUGACACGAUUAGUGAUGCCAUCGAUCCUCUCGGGGACGCCACAUGUAACACUCACCUUGCGGUGCUUAUGUUAGAUGCGGUUUUACUGGAAAUUUUUCCUGAAAUGGGGGUUGAUUAUAUCACUACUGAUCCACAUGCAGAUGCGUCUGUAGCAUCUAAUUGGGAAAAGGCGGGUGAUUCUUCUGACAGUAAAUCAGGUAGAAGUAGUUCAGUAUCAUUUACACCUCCUGACUCGAUACCGUAG